AUGUCUUCACCUCGUUUGCCAUCAGAUUGCACAGUUCAGGCACCAUCAUGGGAUGAGUUUGACCGUUCGGAGGAACUGGAUUAUAAUAGUGGUUCAGAACAUGAAGUUGGUGACCAUCUCUUCCGCUCUAUAAAUCACGAUUUUGUGGCAUCUUCAGGUAUUGGUGUAUCAGCGAAUCAAGUUUUAUCAACCAUCAAUGAAGGACGUAUAACUCAAAGCAGUAAUUCACUUUCAUAUCUUGAUCAGUUACCGAACAGUGUGUACGAAGUUGGAAUCACAUCUUCAUUAGAUGAUCAGCCAUACGGUCCUUCUUUACCACCUGGCUUUUCCUACAACAGUGAAGAUGAUCCGGAAGAUCCUGGCGAUCCCGAAGAUCCGGAUGAAACUGAUUCUCAACCUGCUAUGCCAAGCAUGAGCUCGAUUCCACAGUUAACAUGGUCGAGUGACCUUCCAUCGUCAUCUAGUCAACUUUGUUCUUGUGAUUCUACUGUACAAAAUGUAUUGGAAUCAUUUGCACCCUCUUUACCGGAAGAUGAAAUAAAACGUUUUCGUGAGACUUUUUUGUUACCACCUCCAGAACCGAGCGACUCACGAUGUUCAAGUGUAAGUUAUUCGCUGAAGAGAAUACUCGGUCCAUCAAUACCAGAUCUGCUUCCAACAGUUGCAAAUUCUGUUAAUGAUGAUGAAGAUAGCAGAGAUGUUUACGGUCCAUCUGUACCGCAUUUACUUAAUAAGCCAUCUACAUCAAGUGGAAAAGAUUUCGACGUGGAAGUACCUGUUGAUGAUGAUGCUUCUGGUCAUGAAAAUGAUUGUGACAACGAUGGUAUCUUUGGUCCAGUUCCUCCUUGGGAACAAAGAGGAAAUGAGGACGAUAAUUAUACAGAAAGGUUAAUUCGUUUUGAGGCUGAACAAGUUAAGAAGAUUACUACGAAUAAGCGACCGGAAUGGAUGACACAGCCACCAAAGCAUUUCUGUGUUUCUGGUAUAGGUCAGAGGGCAUUUUCAAGACAAUGCCACUCAAGUGAGGAUAGUGCAGCAAAACGUGAAUGGACGGAAACUCCAUCAGAACGAGAAAAACGAUUAGCGUUGGAGCUUGAUUUAUUUUUUUUCUCUAGAAUUUUAAUUUUAUUUAAUUUGUAUCAUUUUUAUGAAUUAAUGCAGGAGCAAGAUGGUCAGAGUACUGCAGGACCUAGUAGGUUCUCGCUUGAAGCCAAACAUAACAAAGAUUCUGAUGCUAUUCAAGCUCAACGUGCUGCAGUUUUCGAAAAUAAUCGUGUAGAAUCAUUACUAGAUGCUCACCAACGAAAACGAAAGCUCGAAAGUGGUGAAAAUGAUGUAGCAGCGCGUCGUCCAUUCGAUCGAAAUAAGGAUAUGGAUAUUGCUGGAUCUCAUUUUCAGCACCAUACUCUUAGCCGGAUGGGAGAUUUAAGUGGAGAGUCUAUUAAAGAACGUUGUGGACAACUGAAUUCGCGUUUUGCUCCUUCUGCUUCACGAAAAUUUCUUUAA
Thelazia callipaeda (thelaziosis nematode) is the source of this 1506-nucleotide messenger RNA. The record is from the annotation of a GenBank genome assembly. NCBI's taxonomy places the organism in Eukaryota, Metazoa, Nematoda, Chromadorea, Rhabditida, Thelaziidae.